Micropterus dolomieu (smallmouth bass) is the source of this 3385-nucleotide messenger RNA. It is a transcript of the gene mych, whose product is annotated as myelocytomatosis oncogene homolog. The record is from RefSeq and is a predicted model, not a curated record. The transcript has 3 exons. Gene Ontology annotation, biological process: regulation of transcription by RNA polymerase II; positive regulation of cell population proliferation. Lineage: Eukaryota; Metazoa; Chordata; Actinopteri; Centrarchiformes; Centrarchidae. The coding region runs from base 387 to 1517 and encodes 376 amino acids. Gene Ontology annotation, molecular function: protein dimerization activity; DNA-binding transcription factor activity, RNA polymerase II-specific; RNA polymerase II cis-regulatory region sequence-specific DNA binding.
CAAAACGGGAGCCGACUGCGGAUAUACUGGCGAUAAAUUGGAUUGCCGUUAACGAGUUGUUGACGGUCUUUAUGUUUUGGCGCGAUUUUGCUCUGGCGGAAGACGCCGUCGUAGCGGACAUAUAAUUCGAGCGAGCCCGAGAGCCACACCUACUCUGUCUGCCGGGAGCGGAGCAGAAGAAGGAGCGGACUGUAGACUAGAUAUUAACACCAUGCUGCCCUGUUCUAACUUUAAUUUUACACGCAGAAAAUUCCACCCAAGCAGAACAUUAUAGUUUUUUUAAUAUCUCAGUGGGGAUUUUAUUGGAUAUUUUGGACGUUUUCAUCGAUUUUUCUUCAUUUUGAAUUUCCCUUCUGUAAAGAUAGUUAAAGAUUCUACAAUCAAACAUGUUGCAAAGCUUCGCUCAGUCGCAGGACUGGCUUUAUUCUGAGCCGCUGCUGUUUGACGAUGAGUUCUGCCAGAGUUUAAUGAAGGACCUCCAGUCGCUGCCAACACCGCCGCAGUCCCCCCCUAUGAAGGCCGGGGUGGGCGGCACUAAGCCCCUGUCCAAAGAGGACCAACUGAGCUACGUGUCGGACAUCCUGUUGGAGGAUCAUGACAUGCAGCUCAACUGGAACUGCGACUUCUUCCACUCUGAUGCUGGUGAGAAGGAGGGCGAGCCCAGCCAGCCCUGCUCCCCGCUGGAGGAGAGUGGUGAGGACUGCCUGUGGCAGUGCCUGGUAGCAGACAAGAGCCUGGAGGAGAAGCUGGUCUCCACGAUGCUUGGCUCCAGCCCGCUGCUGUCUGACAUCAACACCAGCAUCUUUGAGGAGAUCGCCGGCUCCACACUGGACUGCCAGAACCUGAUGGACACUCAGGAGCCCAGCGAGGCCACAUCAGAUUACGGCUCAACCGGUGGCGAGAUGUCCAACUAUUCCUCCAGUGACUCUGAGGAGGAAAUUGACGUGGUGACUGUGGUGCGCUGUCCCUCCAGCCCCUCCCCUGUGCCCUCAUCGGCUGACCUGUCUGUCCGUCAGCAGAAGAAGGAAGAAGAGCAGCGAACUCUCCAGCGUCACCACUUUGAGAUCCAGCUGCAACACAACUAUGCAGCACCCUGUCCCGCCUCACCGCCUCCUUCAUCCUCUUCUUCAUCCAACAAGCGCUCAAGAGGGAGUGAUAGCUCAUCGCGCUACCACCACUCUUCUCGCAGCUCUUCUUCAUCUUCAUCCUCGUCACGGUAUCAUCACCACUCGUCCCGGAACUCGACAGAGACUGAGGAUGAGGAGGAGCGGCGGCGGACGCACAAUGUGAUGGAGCGGCAGCGGCGCAAUGAGCUGAAGAACUGCUUCAUGCGCCUGCGGGACAACGUGCCCGAGCUCUCGCACAAUGACAAGGCAUCCAAGGUGGUGAUCCUGAAGAAGGCUCGAGACUGUAUCUAUGGUCUGGAAGAUGAGGGCCACAGACUGCAAUCAAAGAGGGACAAACUUAGAGCCAAACAGGAAGAGCUGAAAGCCAGGCUCGAGCAGCUCCGCAGCUAAUGGACCAGGGGCAAACCAUGGGCUGCAUUUUUAGGUGUUUAGAGACAAUGUGAGGAGCAAAGGUGGAUUAGGGAAGAGACUUUGUACAAAGGCAGAUGGAUGGGCAGGAUAAAGAAUGGCGCGUCAUGCUGAAAAGGACGCACAAAUUAUUUUCAUUUCAAGGACUUUAUGGUAACAAUAUCUAUGUAUAGACUCACACCUGCAACUGUUGCCAUGGUCUGAAACAACACACUCAUUGCCUCAGAACUGAUCAUUCUCAUGCCUUGACUGCUGACUGUUGUAGUGUAUGAUGCUUUUUAAAGUUGAAAUGAGGAAGGAGGGAGCAGAAUUUAUUAUAUUUUGUUUGGCUGAAUGCACACUGAAGACAAGAACAAUACAUUUUUUUUUUUUUUGUUUGUUUAUUUCAUCAGAAUUGUGAGUCUUUACUUUGGGGAUGCCAAAGGGCACAGGCAAAAUAACACAAGGCACCUGUUGGCUCAAAUAACUAGAAGCCACAUUUGCUCAGUAGUUAAAUGAAACUUGAAUAUUGUGUUUUCAGGAUGUCUUAUAGCCAUACUAACCAGUGAUCCCUCCAUCUGACAGGUGAUGAUGGUGGCUUUGGAGUUAUUUGGCCAACUGCACUUCUGUCAGUUCAAGUUGAAUUCCAAAUCUUGUGCUAUUUUAAUUUUGUUGAUCACGAAAAAGGUUCUUCAGUGUGCUUUCAGCCUUGUUUGGCCUCAGGCGGACCCUUGGGCCCAACAUCACUCUAUCAGGUUAAUGUUGUUAAUGACAGUACUGUAUAGACCAGGUUUGAUACUGUAGACAUAACAAUGCUCAGUCUCAGUUCAGUUCACCACUAGUUCACUCACUUCUGUGUGUGUGUGUGUGUGUGUGUGUGUGUGUGCUUAAUUACUUUGUGUAUUUAAGUAUUUGUCAUUAAUAAACUGUUCAAGCUCAGUGGUAGCCAUAUUAAACAGCAUUCAGGUUUUGAGGAGACUGAACUGGAAAGUGAACUGAACUGUGAGCUGUGCUGUCGUAGCAAAUCAGCCAAAGUCGGGAUGGAAAACCUCUGGAUAAUGUUUGAUUGUUGCAUGUUUGAAACAGAGUGACAGACCGAUGGUGUCCUGACAUGUUAAUUUAAAGGUUCUGGUCGGAGGAAGCUGCCACAGCAGCGCUACUGUGACAUUUAGUACCGCUGCUUAUAGAGCAACCAUUUUGAUAAGUGUAAAUUAAGAAAAAUGGUCGACAUCUUUAUUGUUAGAUGACUAUUAAUCCAGUGAAAAUUGCUUAAAUGUCACUGAUCUAUUAGUCAGUGGCCCUCGAGGUUCUGUGUUUGAUCCGCUAGCAGGUGUAAAGCGAGAAAUUGUAGCUCAUUUAAAGUCCUUUUUAAAACUAAAAGGCUGAGCUUCAUCACAUUAUGAGGAUGAAUAUACUGUAAUUUACUUACAGAGCGAUCACGCUUUCUCAGCAGAUGUGACAGGAGAUCUUAAGCCUAUGAUGACAAAAAAUAUUGCCCAGUGUAAAAUAAGAUUUGACAUGUUGAGGAAUGAGGGCCACUGACCAACAUUCCCGUUUUUUAAAAGAUGGAUUGCCUUCAAUGUUCUGUGCCCAACACAAUAGCUAUGGAGGAGAGCAGUGACACCAAGGAAUAUUUUAAAAAGGUAAACAUUUAAGGCUGUACAUAUUCACAAGGAGCCUGUUAUAUCUAAUUACUAUCAGGUGUUUUGUUGAAGUUGUACUCUGGGCUGGAUCGGAAGUUGAUAACAUCAAUGGGGUUACUCUAAAGUCUGUAGUCAAUUGUUGCCAAUGUUAAUGUUCUGAUUGUAAUGAAAUGUGCAAAUGGUAAACAUUAGCUUAUUUGUGUUAAUUUCUUAAAAUGCAUUCUGUUA